This is a messenger RNA of Symphalangus syndactylus (siamang), 1085 nucleotides long. Its product is annotated as olfactory receptor 2B6. Gene Ontology annotation, biological process: G protein-coupled receptor signaling pathway. Gene Ontology annotation, molecular function: G protein-coupled receptor activity; olfactory receptor activity. The record is from RefSeq and is a predicted model, not a curated record. Gene Ontology annotation, cellular component: membrane. Lineage: Eukaryota; Metazoa; Chordata; Mammalia; Primates; Hylobatidae.
AUGAAUUGGGUAAAUGAGAGCAUCAUACAGGAGUUUAUUCUGCUGGGUUUCUCAGAUCGACCUUGGCUGGAGUUUCCACUCUUUGUGGUCUUCUUGAUUUCCUACAUCGUAACCAUCUUCGGCAAUCUGACCAUUAUUCUAGUGUCACACCUGGACUCCAAACUCCAUACCCCCAUGUAUUUUUUUCUUACCAAUCUAUCACUCCUGGAUCUUUGUUACACCACAUGUACAGUCCCACAAAUGCUAGUAAAUUUAUGCAGCAUCAGGAAAGUUAUCAGUUACGGUGGCUGUGUAGCCCAGCUUUUCAUAUUUCUGGCCUUGGGGGCUACUGAAUGUCUUCUCCUGGCCAUCAUGUCCUUUGAUAGGUUUGUAGCUAUUUGUCGGCCUCUCCAUUACUCAGUUAUCAUGCACCAGAGACUCUGCCUCCCGUUGGCAGCUGCAUCCUGGAUUACUGGUUUUGGUAACUCAGCGUGGUUGUCCACCCUGACUCUCCAGCUGCCACUCUGUGACCCCUAUGUGAUAGAUCACUUUCUCUGUGAAGUCCCUGCACUGCUCAUGUUAUCUUGUGUUGAGACAACAGCAAAUGAGGCUGAACUAUUCCUUGUCAGUGUGCUCUUCCAUCUAAUACCCCUGACACUCAUCCUUAUAUCAUAUGCUUUCAUUGUCCGAGCAGUGUUGAGGAUACAGUCUGGUGAAGGUCAACAAAAAGCAUUUGGGACAUGUGCUUCCCAUCUAAUUGUGGUGUCACUUUUUUAUGGUACAGCUAUCUCCGUGUACCUGCAACCACCUUCGCCCAGCUCCAAGGACCGAGGAAAGAUGGUUUCUCUCUUCUAUGGAAUCAUUGCACCCAUGCUGAAUCCCCUUAUAUAUACACUUAGGAACAAAGAGGUAAAGGAAGCCUUUAAAAGGUUGGUUGCAAGAGUCUUCUUAAUCAAGAAAUAAGAAAUAUGCAAAUCAUAAGCUUUGCUAAAGACAAAAUGUUUACUUAGCUUACUAACUUCUCUGCAAGUUGCCCUAUUUUUCUUGUUACUGUAAAGAACAAUUGUAAUCUCCCUCAAAUAAAAUGUCCUUGAUGAAGAACUAUA